GUAGAGCUCAGAGUAGUGAGCGAAGAAGAAGGCGGCGAAGAAAAGGCAGCAGCUUUACGCUCUCACCCACUCCUAUAACUGAUGAUCAUUUGAAAUUUGGAAGAAGACGAAGAAAAGGCACUACGGCAAUACACUGCAAUGGAAGCCCUCCGUCCUCCCUUUCCCUCCGCCGUCGCUUCUGAAAAGCCGGCGGUGGCAAUUGCAGCCUUCCCUUCCAUCACAAUCCCCAACCAAAAACAGAGGAACACUCGCCGUCUUAACCUCUUUUCUUCUUCUUCGUCCUCUACUCUCUGCCCUUCAGUUUCCUGUUCCGCCACUGCAUCUGCUACGCUCGCUUCUACUUCGUCUUCCUCUAGCAAUAGCAACCGCAAUUGGAUGGUGCUGGUAGAGAGGCCACCGCAGGGGCUCGCUUCGAAACCCGAUAUCGUCAAUUACUUCGUCAACACACUUGAGAUGGUUCUGGGAAGUGAAAAGGAUGCUCAGAUGUCUAUUUACCAUGUCUGUUGUGAUGCUGCACAAUUUGGAUUCUGCUGUGACAUUGACAAAUCGGAAUCCAUUGAGCUAGCUCGUUUGCCAGGGGUUUUAUCUGUAAUGCCUGACCCAAAUUCCAAUUCGACCAAAAAGACUUCUGCUUUGAGUGCAGGGUUGGAAGAUAGUUUCAACCCACUUACAAGUAUGUGGUUGUUUCCUCCUGGGACGAGCAAGCAUUGGCUAGUUAGGACGACUACACCUGGAAUCGGUGUGGUUACAAAGGCACAAGUAGUUGAUUACUACACACAGAUACUAACCAAGGUUCUUGGGAAUGAGAAAGAUGCACAGAUGUGUGUGUAUCAUGUUUCUUGGCAAUCCGAUUUCGGGUUUUGUUGUCAACUGGAUGAAGAUUCUGCACGCAUACUGGCCGGUGUUCCUGGUGUUUUAUCUGUUCAACCAGAUGAGAACUUCAAAUCAAAGGUUGAGGGUUAUGGAGUUGAUACUGCUGAAAAUUCUGGUAAGGGGCCAAAUUCUUUGCAAGCAAUUCCGCCAGGAACGAAGAAACUCUUUGUGACUGGAUUAUCAUUUUACACAUCUGAGAAGACAUUGAGGGAAGCAUUCAAAGUUUUCGGUGAGCUGGUGGAAGUCAAGAUAAUAAUGGACAAGAUAUCGAAAAGGUCAAAGGGUUAUGCAUUUGUCGAGUACAUGACGGAAGAAGCAGCAAGCGCCGCUCUCAGGGAGAUGAAUGGCAAGAUCAUCAAUGGAUGGUUGAUAGUAGUUGAUGUUGCCAAAACAAAGCCUAAAAAAUACAGUCGCAGCCGCCCCAUGUCUCCCAACUCCUAACUCCUUUUCCGAGUAGAUCAUAUGUAAUGCAUAUAUGAGAAGGUUCAUGUUAGACUCAUAACCUCACUCGGUAGUACCUUUUCAAGUUGAUCAUCUAUAUGCAUUAUGUUGUGUCUGGCUCUGAGUAAAAUCGAAUGUCUAGCAUAGUGUGCCACACUAGGGAAGGGUCUGACUAGAUUCCGUUUUGGUUCUCCGCGACAUGGCAGAAUGUCCAGAUUUCGACAUGGCUACCAGAUUUGAUCAACCUUUGUCUUUUGAUCAACCUUUGUCAUUCCUCCGGCAGGUUUAUCGUUUGAAAGGAUGUUCACCAGUCAAAUUGCACUUGCCAUGACCUAGACUGAACCUGCCAUGGAUAGUAUGGGUACUGAAAUACCCAACCUAUCCUAUUGCCAUUCCAAAACCCGGCUCUGCAAAAUAGAUUAACCUGAGUUGGGGACGAAUCUCCCAAGUUCCAAUCCAUCCAUAUGCUAGAUUGAUCGAGACUUGGAACCGACAAUGAUUUUAGUUUUACAUUGUUGUUUCAUGAGUUGGGUAUUCAGUUGUAUAGCUUCAGGAAUGAAUCAUGGAAGAGGCUAGCCAUCAAUGAUGAUCCAAUCCCCGAACUUGGGUAUGGCGGUUCAUCUAGAGCAACUGCGGGACAAUCACAGUUCUCAAAACUAGAUGAGACAACGUUAUUGUUGGUUUUAUGCAUUGUUGAAGGAUUCACGUCACAUUAUCUUCCGUGAUUGUGGCGAGAAUUAUCCGGAAUGGUGCAAGUUGAAACAUGAACUUGUUGAUUCCCUGGAAAGAUUAUAUACAUCUAAAUCACUCUCCCAUGGCACAUGGAGUUCUUACAAAUUUGGAAGGAGAUAGGUACAACUGUUCGCGAGUCGCGGAUACAUAAGUUCGCAUCCUCAAGAAGAAACAGAUGAAGCAGUAGAUAUUGUCAUUAUUCAACGAACAGCAACACCAGCAGUGGCCAACGUAUCAUCAUUACCGACCUUCAACUAGUAAAAAAAAAAAGAUACAUACAAGCAUCCAUGACUGUAUUUGUCGAAAAGAGAACCAUAACGAAAGCAAAUAGCAGGAAGAAGUGUAUGCUUACAAGCCUCAUAUGGUUAAGUAAAGCUCAGGCCAACAGAUUUUUUAGCUUCUCAGAUUGAUCAACCAUUCGACCGCAAGCAAUUGAAUCUUCCAGUUGGCACCGUAACAGCUCUACAGCAGGAUAUGGAAACCAUGCAGUAAACGGCUUUUUACGCU
Molecule: messenger RNA, 2553 nt
Organism: Linum trigynum
Lineage: Eukaryota; Viridiplantae; Streptophyta; Magnoliopsida; Malpighiales; Linaceae
Source: the annotation of a GenBank genome assembly